GUUAUGAACAUUACGAUUAUGAUAAGAAACACGAUUCUUAUAAACGCGACGCUGGAGGUUAUGAAUAUGGUCACAAUGGUGGCGAUAAGGGACACGGUUCUUAUAAACGCGACGCUGGAGGUUAUGAAUAUGAUUACGAUUAUGAUAAGAAGGGAGACGAUUAUUAUAAACGCGACGCUUCUUAUGGUCAUGGUGGACAUGGUGGACAUGGACAUUAA
Messenger RNA from Funneliformis caledonium, 218 nucleotides. Lineage: Eukaryota; Fungi; Glomeromycota; Glomeromycetes; Glomerales; Glomeraceae. The record is from the annotation of a GenBank genome assembly.